UUUCUGUAAUAAUUCAAAGCUAAUAACAACCAUUACUGUUUUGUUGACCAUGUCUGCAGUUUUAUUUAUUUCACACUAUUCAUCAACAAUUAAGUUGACUGUGCAAGAUUCGUCUGUUAUAAAGGAAUGCGUUGAAACGUCGUGCGAAAGAUUGCAGCUUGAUUUUAAUAAUAAUUAUUCCUUAUACUAUAACAAUAACGAAUUGCCAUUGGACUCGUCAAUUAAAUCGCUAGAUAUAAUAUCAGGUUCAAAGCUCACUCUUAAAAAAUCGUAUUUAUCCAUUUCCAAUUCAUCUAAAAAUGAUUCAAUUGUUAAUAUUAAAAUCCAGAUUUUAAAUUCAAAUCCAAAUGACCAGGCUUAUUUGAGGAAAUUGAGCAAUGGUUUGUUUAUUCACAAAUUUAAUUCACAACUAGCUACACUAAACGAUCUUCUAAAUGAGUUUCAAGAAAUUUUAAAUUUCAAUUUAAUUGAUAAAGAACCUUCUUUUCAAAUCGCAAAUAAAAACAUCACAAAUACUGCUAACCAAUUUAAUAAAUCUUUAAAAUCUUAUGGGUUGAUUAAGGGCAAUCAGGUUCUAAGAAUAAAAUUAAAUUAUAAAGUUUCACAAAAUUCUAAUAACAAUCAAUCUAAUUUGCCUAGUUUGAUUAAAAGCAAAAAAUUCACCCAAAGUUCUAACAUCGAAAGUAAAAACGAAGAUAAAAAUGAAAAAACUGUACAAACUAAAAAAAGCAACAAUAAUUUCAAUGCCGACACAAGUGAUGCUCUCAAUGUUGAUGACAAAAUCACUUUUCAAGUCUUCAAGCAAUCAAAAGGAAGUUUUGUUCAGGAAACCAAUGAUAUUGAUGAUAAAGUCUAUGACAUGACAGUUUCACAAGCGAAAAAAUAUCAAAAAAUAUUAUUUGACAAAGCAAAUAGAAAAUCUGAUUACGUUGAAGCUAAGCUUAAGAAGGAAAGAGAGGAAAGGGAAAAAAAGCAAUCUCAGACAAUUGCACAAACACCUAAAAAAGUAUCAAUUAGAAUCAGAUUUCCUGAUAGCAAUUUCGUCCAAUUAUCUUUUAAUUCAAAUAACAUUUUAAAAGACAUUUUCCAAUUUUUAAAUGAAAAUAUCUUAAUUCAAAAUUUAAAUUUUAAAUACAAUUUAAUUUUACCCAAUGUUUUCAUAAAACAACCAAGAAAUCCUCGUACAAAAAAAUUGAUUUACGAUGAAAACAAUUUACCUAAAAUCUUGGAAUAUAAAGAGUAUUUAAAUCAGGACUCACUGAUUAUGAAAAUCAAAAUAUCUAGUUUAAGUAAUACAUCCGUUGGAUUUGAAUUAUUGGAUAAUACCGAUAAAAGCUUGGUUUCUCGAAAUCAUAAUUACAAAGGUCCCUUUAUUAAACAAGAAUACUUAAAAGAAGCUAAGGAUUUAGGUUUUCCAACAGGUGGUAAUGCUAAUUCAUCAAACACUACUGGCAAAGAUAGUAAAAGUGAAUCCAAAAAUGAUAUUAAACAUGAGAUAAAAGAUAAGUUGAACAGUUACAAAGAGAAAAAAAUUCCAAAAUGGCUUAAGCUUGCUAAAAAGUAAUAGAUUUUUAACUUUUAUAGCACAAUUACUAUCUAAUAAAUAUCAAUCAAUAUAGCUUUUUUAAAAGUGACUUGAUGAGCUGUAUCAAUAUUGCAUUUCAUAUGAUUAUAAAAUACUGUUGUCUAAACUGAAGAAAGAUUCAAUCACAGAAUAAAUACUAGUUUUUUU
Messenger RNA from Ascoidea rubescens DSM 1968, 1732 nucleotides. RefSeq names its product Ubx4p (gene UBX4). The coding region runs from base 50 to 1564 and encodes 504 amino acids. NCBI's taxonomy places the organism in Eukaryota, Fungi, Ascomycota, Saccharomycetes, Ascoideales, Ascoideaceae. The transcript has a single exon. The record is from RefSeq and is a predicted model, not a curated record. Gene Ontology annotation, molecular function: protein binding.